This is a messenger RNA of Aedes albopictus (Asian tiger mosquito), 870 nucleotides long. Its product is annotated as pyridoxine/pyridoxamine 5'-phosphate oxidase. Gene Ontology annotation, biological process: pyridoxal 5'-phosphate biosynthetic process; pyridoxine biosynthetic process. The coding region runs from base 138 to 863 and encodes 241 amino acids. Gene Ontology annotation, molecular function: pyridoxamine phosphate oxidase activity; FMN binding. Lineage: Eukaryota; Metazoa; Arthropoda; Insecta; Diptera; Culicidae. The transcript has 4 exons. The record is from RefSeq and is a predicted model, not a curated record.
UGCGUAUUCCUAAAGUAUCAGCUGUAGUUCGCAACCUUUGUCUAGCCGCUUGAUUCGGUGCUUGAUGCAUAUCUAUUUGAUAACACUGCUCCGUUGAUUUAUCUCGUCAGUUCAGUUUUGCCGGUGCUACAAUCUGAAUGUUAUUGAACAUCGCCCGCAGGAUGUCUACUGUAGAUAUAGCAGCAUUGCGUAUAAAGUACAAGGAGAAGAAGGAUAUUUUUCAUGAAUCCACUAUCGAGGUAAAAGAACCAUUUAGCCUGUUUCGGAAAUGGUUUGACGAGGCCUGCAAUACUCCGGAGAUUAUAGAGCCUAAUGCAAUGUGCCUGGCAACAGCCACAAAAGGUGCUAUUCCUUCGGCACGAUUCGUUCUAUUAAAAGACAUCACUGACCAGGGUUUUACUUUCUUCACCAACUAUGAUAGUCGUAAAGCACAUGAAAUCGCUGAAAACCCCAACGUGGCCCUCACCUUCUACUGGCUUCCGCUAAGACGGUCAAUCCGCAUCGAAGGAUCGGCGGAGAAAAUUUCACGCGAAGAAUCUGAAACCUACUUCCAUCAGCGCCCCCGUGCCAGCCAAAUCGGUGCCCUAGCCAGUCCCCAGAGUCAACCGAUUCCGAGUCGCGAGUUCCUGGAUCAAAAGGAACAAUCGAUCAAGGACGAGUUGGGACCGGACGGAGUAGUUCCGCUGCCCAACUGGGGCGGCUAUCUGGUGCGGCCUCGUACGGUUGAGUUUUGGCAGGGACAAACCAACCGGCUGCAUGAUCGGAUCCGCUUCCGGCAGCAGCUGAAGGACGGCGAAAAGGUUGACGGAGAGGUGCUGCAUCAGGGCGAGAGUGGAUGGUUCUACGAUCGGUUGGCUCCGUAGGAUGGAA